Messenger RNA from Sebastes umbrosus (honeycomb rockfish), 4161 nucleotides. It is a transcript of the gene gnpat, whose product is annotated as glyceronephosphate O-acyltransferase. Gene Ontology annotation, biological process: ether lipid biosynthetic process. Gene Ontology annotation, molecular function: glycerone-phosphate O-acyltransferase activity. The coding region runs from base 162 to 2219 and encodes 685 amino acids. The transcript is spliced from 17 exons. Gene Ontology annotation, cellular component: peroxisomal membrane; mitochondrial membrane. The record is from RefSeq and is a predicted model, not a curated record. Lineage: Eukaryota; Metazoa; Chordata; Actinopteri; Perciformes; Sebastidae.
GCCCAUGUGAAGUUGUGAAGUUGUGAAUCUCUCCAUGUGAACUUCUCCUGCUGCCGUUAUCACCUACCAGCGUUAUAACGUGUUAUAUAUCAAGAGGCAGGAGUCGUACCAACACCUCUGCACGUAUAGCUUCGUGCAGAGUUUGUAAAGCGUGAUAAAGAAUGACAUCCAACGCUGUUUACUCGCAUAGAGACCCGAUGCUGAAGAAGAGAGAUGACUUUGAGGACAUUUUGGAGGAGAGGAGGAACUCCAGCGACCUGAGAUACGCCCUCAGGUGUUACACUCCGGUCCUCUAUAAAGGAGUGGCGCCCUGUACAUCCAACAUGCUGAAGAGCAUGGUGCUUCAGUCUGAUCAGCUCCUCUAUGUCAUCAAUCAGGUUUCCAAAGAGACGGGCCGGGCGACCGAUGACGUCCAGGAGGAGGCGUCGGCCAUCUUGGAGGAGAUGGCUCAUUGUCUGCAGCUCAGCACCGUUCGAUUCUUUGCCUUCACACUCAGCAAAGUCUUUAAAACGUUGUUCAGGAGCAUCUGUGUCAACGAAGAGGGGAUCCAGAGGCUCCAACAGGCCAUUCAGGAGCAUCCGGUCGUCCUGUUACCCAGUCACCGUAGUUACAUGGACUUCCUGCUGAUGUCAUACAUCCUGUACACCUACGACCUGGCUCUGCCUGUCAUCGCUGCCGGCAUGGACUUCAUGGGGAUGAAGUUCAUCGGGGAGAUGCUGCGGAUGUCUGGAGCUUUCUUCAUUCGGAGGUCGUUUGGUGGAGAUAAACUGUACUGGGCUCUUUUCUCAGAGUACGUCAAGACCAUGCUGAAGAAUGGAUAUGCACCAGUUGAAUUUUUCCUAGAGGGGACCAGAAGCCGAACGUCCAAGUCUUUGACUCCAAAGUUGGGUCUGUUGAAUAUAGUGAUGGAUCCGUUCCUUAAAGGGGAGGUGUUUGAUGUUAACGUGGUCCCGGUCAGCAUCAGCUAUGAGAGGAUCUUGGAGGAGACGCUUUAUGCCAGAGAGCUGCUGGGUAUACCCAAACCCAAAGAGUCCACUUCAGGUCUGUUUAAAGCCAGAAAGGUCCUCAGCGAAGACUACGGCAGUAUCCAUGUGUAUUUUGGUCAACCUGUGUCUGUCAGAAGUCUAGCCGAGGGCAGAGUUAACCGCCGCCAGUUCAACCUGGAACCAAGACACAUCCCCAGGAGGCCCGGCGAGGACAUCAACAGCUUUGUGAACGACUCUGCCUACAGGCUGGUGCGGGCCCAGGAGGAGAACAUGGUCCUGAAGCCGUGGGUCCUUCUGGCCUCCCUGCUGCUCCAGAACCACCACCAGGACCAGGCGGCGGGGCCGAAACAGGGGAUGGCACUGGAGGAGCUGACGGAACAGGCCCUGUGGCUCCGGGACCUUUGCCGGCAGUACGGAGCCUUCCUCCACUGGCCCGACAACAUUCCUCCAUCAGAGGUGGUUUCCUCCAGUCUUUCCCUGCAUCGAGGUCUAGUGAGGAUCUGUGAGGGAAGAGUCCAGCUGGCUGUGGAACAAGCAGGAGGGCCAGCGGCACCAGGGGAGCCUCACAGCGCCGUCACCCCAGAAGAGGAGCUCUUGAACCAGGCAGUCAGCAUGCUCUCCUGCGCCUCCUACAGGAACCAGGCGCUGCACGUCUUUGUCCGACCGGCUCUGCUGGCCUCCGCCAUCAACACCGCCUCCUCCAACAGCAAACAGGAGGUCUUCAACAGUUUCAGCUUCCUAAGAAACAUGUUCUCCAAUGAGUUCAUCCUCUGUCCUGGAGCUACAGUGCAGGACUUCGAGGAGGCCUGUUACCUGCUGGAAAAGACCGGAGCUCUGCAGGUGACCCAGCAGGAGGUUCUGGUAACAGAGAGAGGACACCAAACACUGACCUUCCUCACCUCUAUGCUGGAUCCCUUCUUACAAGGAUACCAGGUGGUUUGCCGGUUCCUGUGUGAAGAGGCCACUGAGACGCUGACAGAAAAACUGUUUAUUCCUGCCGUCCGGAAGUUCAUCAUCAAAAAUCUUCUAGCAGGUAGACUAAGAUACACUGAGGUGCUGUCGUCUGACCUCCAGAAGAACUCUCUGGCAGCUUUGCUGAGACUCGAAGCUGUACGGAAAAUCAAAGGAGUGGAUGAGGGGACGCUGAAGGUCAACAGGGUGAUGGUGAACUCACUGGAAGACACUCUAGGAGGAAAACUGCCCACUCAGAAAGCGGUCGUCGCUCGCCUCUAAUUCACCGACCUCGUUGGCCCAAAGGUGACCGAGGAGGGUCAAUCCUUUUACCUGCAUCGAUGAGGUCUCUCGGUCUGGUCCAGCCAAACUGCUCUCUACGAGAUGGAACAAAACAAAAGAAUAACCAUCUGAUGACAAUUUAUUUUCUCUUUUCAAUACGCUUUUCUCCCCCUCUCUCUCUCUCUCUCUCUCAGAUCUUUCUAUUAAAAACCUUUUAUAUACGUUCAUAAAGCCAGAUGAUGAGUAAGGCCUUCGGAGGUAUAUCGCUAAAGCUCUUUGCCUCAUUCUGAAACACUGACCUUCUGCUACGAGCAGCCUUGUGAAAGCUUCUGAAUGCGCCACUCAGGAUAGUGGCCGUUCUCCAUUAACGCACGUCCUCUAACACUCAGCGUGGUUUUCUUUCUUUGUGUUAUUCUCUCUCUGCUUUUCAUAUCCGUCUGUUUAUUAGUUUGGUCUCUUUCUCCUUUUUUUUUUUUUUUUUGAGCACUUUAAUGAAUUUAUUCAUGCAACGUGGUGUGGACCUAUACCUUAACACUCCUUUGACACUGUUUUCCCUUCUGUGGAACUAAAGUUGCUAAAUUUGGUGGACAAGAAGAUUUGGGUGCUUAACAUAUUUUAGCUUUUGGUAAAAAAAAUGUAUUUUCUUUUGCACUGUUUGAACGAAAGAGUUUAUAUAUAUUAUAGUUGAACUUGCCACAGACUACUCCAAGAGUCGCUUUCUGCCAACACUUCAUUCGUCUUCGUUUACACAGUGGAGAUCAUGCUAUGAGUCUAAUAAUGCCAGUGUCGAAUAGUUGCCAAACUCCAUAUAGAAUUGCAGUUAGUAAUACUGAAGCACUACCAGCUACACCAAAGGAACACGUCUACGUUUACUGUUGGAGAGAAUUUACAUAUGCUAUCAUGUUCCCAAGUCUAGAAUAGUUAGAAGCUAUUUAUUUAUAUUCAAAACGAUAAACUCUUUAUAUAAUUAUGUUACAAGGGAAGGAAGAAAAUAUGAGCAAUAGCUGUAACACAGCAGAGUAACAAUGCUAAUAAAAAGCCACUGACGCAGCGGAAUAACAGGUCAGGACUUGACGUACAAGGAGCUUUAAAAGUAUCAGACUAACGGGUUUUUUUUUUUUUAAGACUCAGGUUGACCUACUUAGCUGACGGGUGUCUUUUUUUUUUUUUUUUUUAAAUCAAAUUUUCCAAAUUAGAUUAGUUUAAAAAUUGAAGUUAUUUAUAUGGUAGUUAACCAGCAAUGUUAUCUUUAAAUGGCAGAGCUGCUUUUGGAGGCAGAAAAAAAAACGUCAUUGGUUAAGUUAAACCUCGUAGAACCAAAACAGCCACAGAUUCUCCGGCACUUCACACAGUAUUGUCACUGAGGGUUGGCAGUAAUUAUAACCCAGCAACAAAAAUCUAACCUAACACAAUACAUUAGUUGAUAACCUCUCUUUGAGGAAUAUAAACAUGUUCCUCUGAUUAACACAAUAAGCCAAAUUUCGUCUCAAGAAAGGGAAACCACAAUGUUUCCCGAUAAAUGCAGAAUCUGUUUAUAGUGAAGCCCAUAUUAAGUUGUUUAUCUUCCAUUUUGAAAACUCACACUUCAAAAUCAUAAAUUAUCACAACAAUGAUAUAAAUGCCACCUCCAACGUCUUUGAUUGCCAUAUUUGCCAGAUGCUAAACUUGACUUUCUCACUUGAGUCACUAAAGUUAACUCAACCAAACAACAAAGCAGCUCUGCAUCUAACAAACGUUUGUAGAACAUCAAUCUGCGUGUCAACACGUGUCAUCCAAAGUGCAAGUCUCCAGUGUGUUUGUGGUUUUUCAAUAACAGCUUUUCUACUGUAUAAUGUCUAAAUAUUUGACUCCUUUGUGUGUGUGUGUUGGGUGAGGCCUUUUACUACAGACUGUACAGACUGAUGAAAUACAAAAGCACGUUAAUAAAGUUUUGAAAUACAAA